Molecule: messenger RNA, 1989 nt
Organism: Caenorhabditis briggsae
Lineage: Eukaryota; Metazoa; Nematoda; Chromadorea; Rhabditida; Rhabditidae
Exons: 13
Coding region: 1-1989 (662 amino acids)
Source: RefSeq, a predicted model, not a curated record
AUGACCACAAAUGAAACAGUAUUCUUCAUUCGUGGUGGUUACAUCCUACUUGUCGACCUAGAGUCAUGGUACAAUAAUGGAUUUGUUACAUCUGAAGAUGAGUUCGAAUGUUUGAUGGGAAGAAAAAACGAGUUUGUACGAUUAAAGACCUCAUCAAGAAUUAUGGAUGUCGAUUUCCAUUCCGUCGAGGCAACGACUCGCUUGUUGUUAAUGAUUUUGGUUAUGGAAUCAGUGGGACUUAUGGACCUUAUUGAUUAUCCCCUUCUUAAUGUGGAAAACGAAGAGGAUAUGAUUACAGUAAACAAGGUUCUGAAAGAGUUUCAUAAGCUGAGACAAACAUGGGUGCUCCGAAAUUGGAAUUCGGACUAUGCUGAAUAUUUUGAGUAUCUGGACAGAGGAUACAAAGGGAAUGGUUUCAAGAGAACACAGCCAAUCUGCCGAAUUUGUAAAGAGACACCAAAACACCUGAUGGAACAUUUAUUCGGCUCCUUUCAUACUUUGUAUAUGAAGAACUAUAGUGUCUCACUGCGUUCCUUUGAAUUCUGGUGCCGAAAACUUCAAGAAUGUCUUGAAAAGUGUGGAAAGAUACCUGGAGUUGAUAUUCGCAAUUAUGAACAGGGCACUCAAGAAGUUGAUGAGAUUCUAACAAAUAAAAAAGAGCAGAAGAAGGAGAAGAUGCUUGAAGAAAACGAAAUAGUUUUACCGUCAUACUCUCGGAGCCAAGUUCUGGCCGAACGAUCGUUGAAUCGAAAGUUUGAGCUGAAUUUGUCGGAAGACAUUUUGAAAGAAUUAGGACGUACGCAUCUUAUUGAUUAUCCCCUUCUUAAUGUGGACAAUGAACCAGAAGAGGAUAGGAUUACAGGAAGAAAGGUCCUGAAAAAGUUCAAUAAGCUGAGACAAGCUUGGGUGAUCCAAAAUUGGAAUUCAAAAUAUGCUGAAUAUUUUGAGUAUCUGGACAAAGGGUACAAAGGAAAGCCAAUCUGCCGCGUCUGUAAGAAGCAACCAAAGAACAUGAUGAAGCAUUUGUUGCUCAUCCCUCAUGCUGUAUCUUUAUCGCGAUAUAGUGUCUCUCGGCGUUCAUUUGAAUUUUGGUCCCAAAAACUGCAAGAAUGUCUUGAAAAGUGCGGGAAGAUACCUGGAGUUCAUAUAUUCAGUUAUGAACAAAUAGUUUUACAAGACGUUAAGGAUCAAAAAGAGCAGAAGAAAGAGAUGCUUCAAGAAAACGAAAUAGUUUUACCGUCAUACUCUCGGAGCCAAGUUCUGGCCGAACGAUCGUUGAAUCGAAAGUUUGAGCUGAAUUUGUCGGAAGACAUUUUGAAAGAAUUAGGACGUACGCCCCUUAUUGAUUAUCCCCUUCUUAAUGUGGACAAUGAACGCAAAGAAGAUAGAAUUACAGAAAAUAGCAAGUUGGAAUUGUCGAUAAAUGAUCAAUUGACGGAAACGUUUAACGACGAAAAGAUCGAGAUAGAAGAAAUUGCAACAAUCUCGCCUUCAUAUUCUCGAAGCCAACUCCUGGCCCUACGAUCGCUGAAAACAACAGUUAAUUUGAAUUUGUCCGAAGAAAUAUUGAAAGACUUGGGACCUAUGGACCUUAUUGACUAUCCCCUUCUUAAUGUGGACAAUGAACCAGAAGAGGAUAGGAUUACAGGAGACUCAAUCUUAAAGGAAUUUGAUAAGCUGAAACAAUCUUGUGUGAUAAAACAUUGGAAUGUAUUUUAUGCCCUUCAUUUUGAGUUUCUUGCCAGAGGAUACAAAGGAGAUGGUUUGAAAAUGACACAGCCAAUCUGCCGCAUCUGCAACAUGACACCAGAGUUCGCUCUGGAACAUUUAUUCAGCUACAAACAUAAAGAAAAGCUGAAGUCCCAUAGCGUCUCGUUGCGUUCAUUUGAGUUUUGGUCCCAAAAGUUCAGAGAAUGCAUUAAAAGAACUUUUAAGGUUGCUUCUGUUUCUGUAACCGUAGCCCAACCCUUACAGUGGGACAAGUUCUGA